This is a messenger RNA of Onychostoma macrolepis, 3502 nucleotides long. It is a transcript of the gene nudt4a, whose product is annotated as nudix (nucleoside diphosphate linked moiety X)-type motif 4a. The record is from RefSeq and is a predicted model, not a curated record. Gene Ontology annotation, biological process: diadenosine hexaphosphate catabolic process; diadenosine pentaphosphate catabolic process; adenosine 5'-(hexahydrogen pentaphosphate) catabolic process. The transcript has 5 exons. NCBI's taxonomy places the organism in Eukaryota, Metazoa, Chordata, Actinopteri, Cypriniformes, Cyprinidae. Gene Ontology annotation, cellular component: nucleus; cytoplasm. The coding region runs from base 407 to 1084 and encodes 225 amino acids. Gene Ontology annotation, molecular function: bis(5'-adenosyl)-hexaphosphatase activity; endopolyphosphatase activity; bis(5'-adenosyl)-pentaphosphatase activity.
UCGCUGUUACCACGCUGCAGCGUGGCUUUUGUCUCUAGUGUUACUUUGAAUCAAUAACUGCUGACAUUUGUAUAUAAAUUAUAGCGAUGCAGCAUUGUUUAAUUCUACCCUCUUCUAACGCUCGUGAAUCAGUUUCCUCUUUUGUCUGGCGGCUGGGAUAAUGUCUCAUUCAUAUUUUCAAAAAGGGAAACGCCUAUCUGUUGAUGGCAUCUUGGGUUUGUAACGCAGAUCCUAUUGCAGCUGAUUUAAAGCGACUGCGCAGAGCCGGAGAGCCGCAGCAGAGGAGUGUUCACACAGCACCGACCAGCCACCAUGCUCAAGACGAGAACACCUCAACUCACAAUCUCCGCUGUCAAGAGAGGAAUUAUGUGUUCAACGUGAGGCGCUUCUUAUAAAUGCAAACUGUAUGAUCAGCCUGGAAAAUCUGGGACGACUGUCAGCUCUUGGCCUGAAAGGCAGCUGCGUUGCGCGUAGGAUCCAAAAACUAGGCAACCGAGAACACUUGUAUUCUUGUUUUGUUCGGAGAAAACCCCACAUGAUGAAAUUUAAGCCCAAUCAGACAAGGACAUAUGACGGAGAGGGCUUCAAAAAACGAGCAGCGUGUCUGUGUUUCAAGAACGAUCGGGAGGACGAGGUUUUGCUUGUUAGCAGCAGUCGACAUCCAGAUCAGUGGAUCGUUCCAGGAGGAGGGAUGGAGCCGGAAGAGGAGCCUGGAGGAGCUGCGGUUCGAGAGGUCUAUGAGGAGGCUGGUGUGAGGGGCACCCUUGGCAGGCUACUGGGGGUGUUUGAGCAGAACCAGGACAGCAAGCAUCGGACCUAUGUGUAUGUGCUUACUGUCACAGAGACACUGGAAGACUGGGAGGACUCGGUCAAUAUUGGUCGGAAGCGGAAAUGGUUCAAGAUCGACGAGGCAAUCCGGGUGCUACAAUGCCACAAACCUGUCCACGCGGAGUACCUCCGCAAACUCACUCCUCGCUGCGGCCCCACGAACGGCAACGCACAGGAGCCGGUGAACACAGAUGACAAUGCACCCCUCCGCCAGACAGCCUCCCAUGACUGUGGACUGCCCCGUUUGCACAGAUAGAACUGCCACCAGAGGGCAUCGAUGCAAGGGAAACUAUCCUUGGACUGGAAAAGACAGUUUUGCAUGUAUAAUUUCAAUGUUUACUAUUUGAACCUCUUUUUUUUUAAGUGUAGAAACCAAAGGCUUGUUGUGAAAUGCCUGUAAGUUUCUGGGUUAAAAUGAACAAGGAGAGUUAUUUUCAUAACUUUUCAGUUGUAAACGUGCAUUUCAAGCUAAACAAGGUGAAGUUAUUUGAAGAUUGCGAUGUUAAGUAUUAAGCACAGAUUAACGGAGAUGCUUGCCAUGAUGGACAUUUUGGAAAUAUUAUUUUACAGAUGGCUUUAGGUGGAGGAACACAAUGAGGAAUGUGCCAAGGUUUGAUUGUUUUUUUUAGAAAGGAUAACUAGGAUGGUCUUUUGAAAUGCUGUCUAUUUAUAUCUAAUAGAUAACUAGGCAUAUUUGUUAGGCAUUGGGUAUAUAAAAAUUCUUGAUAAAGAACCAAAUAAGGAAAAAAAAAAUAAAAAUGUCAAAUCAUGAAUUAUAGAAUAUGUAAAUAGUCUAAAAGAAGAUUUGGGCUGCUUUUGAUUAUAUUAGAUGCCUUCAUCACAGAUAUCUACCUGUAAUAUAGGUUUAACAUGCUGUGAAGUUGAAGGUAUUUUCAAAGUUUUGUCUUAAAUGUGAAUUUGCCACAUUAAAUGGUGCAAUCUGAUCGCCUUUCUUUCUCUUUGCACAUAAAGGUUUAAUUUUCCAUCUCCUGUAAGGCAGAAGAGCUACUUUUGAGCCACUGUCUCUUUAAAACAAGAUGGCAUUUGGUAAAAUGUGAACAAAGAAAUAAUAUGCUCCUGGUGUCAUUGGUCCAUGCAAGACUAUGGAAUGUUUAUGAGGUCUAUAUUGCCUGAAGUGAUAUUCUGAAUAUUUCAGAAAAAGAGAAGGCAAAACGCCCAAUUUUAACCCUAAUCUUGUCAAACCAGUGUUUUCUAAAGGCCACAGAAAUGCAAUAUACAUGUAUUGUCAUUAUAUUAACAAUUCUCACAUCAAUAACUCCAAUAGCUGAGGAGGAAUUUAAUUUAAUUUUGCAUACUACUUUGUUCAAUUGGGGCCUUUGCAAUCUUCCAUAAUGAACUUUGUGGAAUUUACUGAAUGGGAUGGAAUAUGUUGCCAAACUGUUUUAUUAAGACUGUAAAUGGUAAACAAGCAUACUUAUCUUUCCUCAGAGGGAAGAUUGCAUGUUAGGUUGUAAAUAUGUUUUAAUAUUAAAAAUGUCAGCUUCUGCCUAAGUAGUUUAUUUAGUCCCACAGUUUGUUUUAGACAGGAUUAAAGAAUUGCACUGCUAAACACAGGCACCUCCGCUCUUUACUUGUUUAUCAGUGAGGCUUAUUGAACACUGUUUAAUAUGUAAAAGAUUACGGUGUUAAAAUGUCCCCUAUGUGAUUUAACAGAAAUGACAACAAUGUGUUUUGCCUGUCUUCGGAAAAUCAGAAACACCCUGACAACUUUUAAACUAAAUAAACUCAUCUCUGUGUUAAAGUUGGAAUGAUCUCUGUAAAUGGUGCUGAUUGUGGUUUACGGGUGGAAUGAUAGCUUAACUCCCCGAGGUAACUACCAGAUGGGUUAUUUAAUGUGAUUUAUGGUCACUUUUCUAUAAUGCAAUGAUGAAUGGUAAACAUGUUUGAAAGAGGGAUUCGGCAGCAUAGGAAAACCUAUAAUCAGAAAACAUCCUUAAAAACAUUCCAAAGAAAAGGUAUGAACUUUCUUGGAAAGUCAUGUGGCAAGUCCUCUCCUGGAGGCAUAUAGUUUACAAGUAUGAGUUUAUUAUGAGGCUGCAAAAACAUGCAAGUAUGUUUGUCUUCUAUUCAAAAGCCACAGGCUGUUUCUCUGUUUUCCAAAUGUAAACAUCUUUAUCCUUACUAUAAAUCUGCUGGAGGAAAAAAUAAAUAAAAAUUAACCAGACUAAGAUGGUUUGUUCUUAGCUGAUCUCCCAACUUCCCUGAUUGGGGACAUUUCAAAAUGUAAGAAGUAAUGCAUUAUCCCUAAUAUAUCAGUCUAAAAAGUUUUAAGGGCCUCGAGAUUGAUUAUACCUCUCUAUUCGAGUGAAAGAGCUUGAAAGUGUUUGGGAAGCCCUAUCAAAAUGCAUCAACAGAGCAGCAUACUUCUUGUAUACAAAAAUAUACAAAUAUCUAAAUAAAAUCGAGUCUGACGACUCAUAUUCUCAAACAACUUAUAUACCGGUAUAUUUGACUAUUUCUGCACUUAAAUGCUUUAAAAACGUAAUAUUACGUCUUUCGAAAUGCUUCAUGGGAUGCGUAGUUCAUAGCCUGAUAAGUUAAAUUCGGCUUCUCCGGUUUUCAAAUAUAUGUUUGUUUCAAAAUAAUGUUUUUAAUGUUGUGAUAAAUCUCUGAGCUGGAUGGCUGUGUUUAUGACAUUAAACAUUAUACUGUG